Molecule: messenger RNA, 378 nt
Organism: [Torrubiella] hemipterigena
Lineage: Eukaryota; Fungi; Ascomycota; Sordariomycetes; Hypocreales; Clavicipitaceae
Source: the annotation of a GenBank genome assembly
AUGUCUUGUAUACUAAUCAAAGCAAAAGGGGGAAUCAACACUUAUACCGAUCAACUUUGCUACAAGAUUCAGUAUUAUCCACAGACUACUAGCCUAGACGAGAUCAACAAGGCCCCGGCCCGCCUCGCAGAGAGAGUCAAGAACGCCAAGCCCGUCAACGGCACGCUGGAAAGGAAUAACUGCGUCGAGCUGUAUGGCCAGCCAGGUCCGGAGGAUGACCAUGCCGGUGUCUUUCCCGACAGCCUCGGCGGCGGCAAGGCCUCUGACAGUGGAAGCUCCUCUGGCUCUCCGUCCUCGGAUGGCAAGAAGAGCGGUGCAUCGUCUCUGGCUCCCAUUGGCGCGCUCUCAGGAUUUGCCCUUGUUGCUGCUCUCCUUUAA